CUUUCCCCAAGCACAAAUGGCGCUGGCAUUGGAGGACAGUCUGAUGGUGGCAGACUUGCUGUCCAUCUGCUCGUCCUUGGGUGACAACAUUGUCGAAGACGGCCGCGAAGUCUACGUCAUUGGAGACGAAGCUGCAGAGUGCAUUCAAGAUCUGCUGCGAUGCUUGAGGCGCGAUCUGUCGCGCUCCAUUUUGCGCAAACUGGGCGAGUGGUGCGUGCUGCAAGAACACCUGCUGCCAAUGCUGCUGACUUGUCCCAAGGACAACCCCAAGCUCGCCUUCGUCACAGUCAAGCUCCUGUGCACACUGACACUGCCAAUCAAGCUGGCGUUCGAAGAACUCAAGCCGGAUGAAGACCCAAACAAGGACGUGCUCGCAAAGAUGGAGGUCACUCGCUACCUGCAAGCAGCCAAGCGCAGCUUCCUCCGCGAGGACGUCAUCUACGCUUUGAUUGACUUGCUCAGCGACGCCCUGACAAAGGACCGGUUUGAUCGCACCGAGAACGACAACAACCUGAUGGAAAUCUUGUUUACACUGUUUCGUAACUUGCUUCAUAUUCCGGAUCCCAUGCAAGAGCCACUGCAAGACGCUCUCAUCAAAAUGUUGCAAAACGCUUGCUUCCUCGACAUGGUUGUUUCGUGCAUCAGCACCAACAACGAUACGUAUGCGUCGCUCAACGAGCUGGGAAUUGAGGCGGGGCAGUGGAAUUACUUUCUGUUGGAGAUUGUCUACCUCCUUUUCCGCGAUGUAACAGCCACGUCGUUGGUCAAUGCACAAGAUGAGGUGGAUCGCGGGCUCGACAAGAAUCGAGUCCGCGACAAUUUGAGUCGCGAGAUCGUCGACAGCUUCAAGCAAGAACGACGCGAGCAGCUAAUUCGCCAAGGCGGCAAUAUCGGGCGUGCACGGCACUCCCGCUUUGGCGGAUCGUUUGUUCUGCAACAGUUUGAUGGCUCCAAGCAGUUUUUCAACCGACCCAUUGCCUCGUUGAACCAGUUUAAUGUCGACGAAAAGAAGGUGGACAAGAAGCGUGCCUCGAUCGGUUCUUCCGCGCUCGUGUCGGAAGCCAGCGCAACAGACGCAUUGAAGGCCCUCACUGACGCGAGCUUGGACGUUGUCGAGGACGGCUCGAUUGAUGGAUUUGCAAGCGGAAAGCUCGCAGAUGGCCAGCUCCGCAUCUCUGCUGAGACCCGCGUCGUGCUGUUGCAGUUUGGCCAGGCGUUCCUGGAAUCGUGCUUCCAUCCCAUGCUCGUUGCCGUUGGCAAAGACCUCGAGCGUGGUGACGUGACGCCGUUCUACCAAGAGCACCAGGCCAUGUACCUCUGGACCAUCCGCUUCUUCCUCUGUCUCCACCGCGAAGCCAGCCAGCUUGCCUACAAGCGCUUGGUCAAGCGGUAUGCGGUCGAGCGCAAGGCGUACGAGGCUGCGUCCAAACUCCCCACGGUGCUGGAGACGCGAAUGGCCGAGCCUGAAGCGCCGCCCAAGUUCCUGCUGGACAUGACGGCGGUGGGCGUGGUCGUGACCACUACCAUGAUGAAUCGGCUGAUUCGCGAGCUGCACACAAACCUCGACGAGUUUGAGAACGAUCGAAAGGAGCGAAGCGCCGUCAACGACAUGGCGACCGCCGCUGACGGAACCCUUGCGGGCGGAAAGAAACGCGGCAACAACGCGGCGCUCUGGACGCGUCGCUUGCAGCUGACUCUGCUCGCUCUGCAAGAGUUUUUGCAAUACGUUCAAGUCAUGUCGACCUCUCCCGAUGACUUGCAACGAGGCGUAGCCCGCAGCCUGCACAGCAACCUCUUUUACGAGGAAGAGACGCUGGACACGCUGGUCAAGGUGCUGAAGGAGUACGAUUUCCGUCGCCAGAGCAAGGACUACCUGCGUGUGGUGAUCGAAACGAUGCAUAUUCUGCUCAGGCAACUUGAGCACUACUCAAAGGAGCACUCGUCGAUGGUCGUGUUGUCCAAGCGGAAGACCCGUCGUCGCAAGAAAACCAUGAGCACCAUGGACACUACGCUUACGCCCAAGAAAGGCCGGCAAGAUCACAAUUCCGCAGAGGCCUCUGAGGAUGAAACGGAGGAGGCAUCGGCCCAGCACGGCGAGCAAAGUGAAGAAACGCCCAAACCACCAGCGUCCGCAACAGCAGAGCAGGCCGGUAGCAACGCCGCGCAAGCCAGCACCACACCAGUGAAAAAACCAGUGCGCGCGCGUCGUGUGAUUGAUGAUGAUGAUGAUGAUGAUGAUGGCGACGACAACGACGAACCCGACGGGGCAGCAGCGUCCAGCACAAUGGCUUCACGAGCGCCAGAGCAACUGCCAGAGACCACGGCGCCCAUGGAGACUACAGAGCAGCAGUCGGCGGACGCCGCAGCUGUUGUGGGAUUUGCAUUUGACGCAGCGCCUCAAGAGGACGAGGAAUCUCUGGAGCAAGGUCAACCGCAAACUACCAGCACUCCUCCUGGUGAAAACCACGAGGACGUUGCUGCUCGCCAACCUCAAGCAGAUCAAGCUGGCCAACAGACGAGCAAGCUCUCCAAGGGCAAGCGCAGCCGGGUUGUCGAGGAUGAGGACGAAGAGGACAAGGACGAAGACGAGGAAGAAGCGAAUGCUGAAAAUCGCCCGUCGAAGCUGGUCGACGAAGAGGGUCUUGAAGAAGAGCUUGAAGACGACGAUCGCGACGAGGCUGGCAUCCGACACGUCGAGCGCGAGUUUAGCUUUUCCAAGUUCGAGUCACGCUUUGCGCGUCCGGACGUGGUGACUCACUUGUGCCGCUUGAUGCGCGACUUUAAGUCAAACACCCCCUUCACCAAUCACUGCAUUGUCAAGCUGUGCCAUCGAAUCGCCGUCCAUUGCGAUCAAGUCGAGCUCUUUUUCCACGUUUCCGCGCUGACCAUCUUCAACACAGUCCUGCAAGACCCAGACAUGCAGUCCAGUCGUGGGAAGGCCAACAGCAGCAGCAGCAGCAGUAGCAAGAAGGACGACAGCAAGAGUCAACCCAAACUCCGCGAGGACAUUCAGCAAAUCAAAGGGUUUGCCACAUUCAUUGCGGGCAAGUUUUUCGAAGCGCUGGGCGACCAUCCGUUCCUGUGUCUCGAAGCGCUGUUCUGGCACUCGAUUCGCAUGCCAGUGCACAAGAAUGAGGCCUUCACUGUUCGCGGGCGGCACAUCGAUCGCAGCGAGUACCACGAGGAACAUGCUGUUGACAUUGUUGACGAGGAUGCCGCAAUGGACACGUCCUGGUCGCUCACAGACGAACUUGCCCAGCUGCGCGAACGAGAGAGGCAGGCGGCUGAGCUGGCUCGUGCACGGGCCGCCGAGUUGCGAGCGCCAGUUCGCAAUCCGACGUCCACCUCCAGCACCAACAAGGCAUCCGCCACAGUCACCCCAGCCUCCAAGUCUUCUGCGGCCGCAACAACUCCUGGCAAGUCGAAGGCUGCCACACCCGAGACGAGUCGAAAGGCAUCCGCUUCGACAACCAAGCAGCAGCAGCAGUCAAAAUCCAAACGGGCAGCUGGCUCUGAUUCCGAUAGCGAUGAGAACGAAGAAUCUGGAGAUGACGACGACGAGGAUGAUGAUGAUGAUGAUGAUGACAUGGCAGCCAAGCAAAAGAAGCGUCGGCAGCAAAGCCGACGCGACCGAAUUCAGCAGCGGUCGCAGCGAAGAGAGCGGCAACGCGCCAUGCAACCCGACGACGACGACGAUGAUGACAAUGAUCGCCGUCCAGCAGCCACAGCGCUAGAAGUCAUUGAACAUCGGAUCUCGGCAGCGCCUGGCCGACGCCGAGCUCUUGUCAUGUCGGACGACGAAGAGAAUAGCGAUGGCGAAGCACCAACCCCAGUUGCAACACUGGCGGCUCGGGCCAGCAACCCUGCCACACCAGCUCGCCGGCGCCGUCGCGCUCUGAGCGACGAUGACGAAGACGACGAGAAUGAAAGCGACAAUCGGCACCAGCAACGAGAGGAAGAAAGCCCCACCAAACGCCAGCGGCUCGCCGGCGAUCCUGACGAGUCUGAAGAAGCGGCACAGCCUAGCAACAGCUUUAGGUUGAGCGCAGCGAGUUUGGAGGCCGAUGAUACGGCGUGGAAUGACAACAGUCGUCGAAUUUUCCCGACCGAGUCUUUGAGUAAUCCGACGACCGACUCUGCAUUUGCAGCGCCCGAAACGUACGCCGAUGUGGACCAAACGCCGUCAUUUGCCGCUGAACCAGCGGCAGUGUCCGAGCCUCAGACCUACGUAGAUAAUGGGCAGACUCCCGCCUUCGCCUACUAGUGACUGUGCUUGUGACAUGUCUUCAGCCUGAAUUUGUUAUCUUGAAAAUACAUUGUUUCGCAUGAGAGACAAAGUUUCAAC
Messenger RNA from Capsaspora owczarzaki ATCC 30864, 4345 nucleotides. RefSeq lists its product as hypothetical. The record is from RefSeq and is a predicted model, not a curated record. Gene Ontology annotation, cellular component: replication fork protection complex. NCBI's taxonomy places the organism in Eukaryota, Filasterea, Ministeriida, Capsasporidae. Bases 17 to 4264 code for a protein of 1415 amino acids. Gene Ontology annotation, biological process: DNA replication checkpoint signaling; DNA repair; replication fork arrest. The transcript is spliced from 5 exons. Gene Ontology annotation, molecular function: DNA binding.